AUGACAACAUCUAAAGUAAAUACUAAUCCAACGACAAUAUCAAAAAUUGAAACAACAUCAAAUCUUAAUCCAUAUAAUCGUGAUGUUCAACAACGAAUUAAUUCAUCAAAACGUACAACAACAAUGGUCAAUAAUAUUGAUCAAUUAAUAGAUAAUAAUAAUACAACAGUUUUACAUCAAUCAAAAACUCAUCAUUCAUCUAGAUUAACUAAACAAAAAGAUAAAUGUGAAAAUUCCAAUAUAAUAUCAUCAAAACCAGAAAGUGCAAGUGAAGAAGUCUAUACAGCUCCAUCAACAGCUGAAGAUAUAAGAAUAUCAUCAUCGAUUAAAUCAAAACAACAAUCUAGACAAGAACUAGGUGAUUAUAGACGAAAAGAUCCUAAUGAAGAUGCAGAUGAAGAAUCUACAACUGUUUGUGCUAUUAUGAGAAAAAAUAAAAUACAUAAUGAACAUAUUAAUCCAUUAUCAAUACCAUCAAAUAAUUCUGCUAUUCAUCUUCAACAACAAGGCAUGGGUGAUCAUUAUCAUACAAGUACAAGACAACAAAAAACUAGAAGUAAAACAACUGGAUUAUUAAAUCGAAGAUAUCAUCGAUUAAUUGAACAACAAGAUCUUGAAACAUCAUUAGAUGAAAGACAUACAUAUCGUUGGCGUAUAUUUAUGUAUAUAAUCAUUAUACUUGUAUUAGUUUUUGUUAUCUAUCGAUUCUUACUUGCCAUAUGGCCUAAACGUAAAAAGACAUUUAUGGAACAAUUCAUUGAUGAAUUAUCCACUUUUUUUACACCUUGA
This is a messenger RNA of Rotaria sp. Silwood2, 789 nucleotides long. Lineage: Eukaryota; Metazoa; Rotifera; Eurotatoria; Philodinida; Philodinidae. The record is from the annotation of a GenBank genome assembly.